This is a messenger RNA of Toxotes jaculatrix (banded archerfish), 1149 nucleotides long. It is a transcript of the gene ppp1r35, whose product is annotated as protein phosphatase 1, regulatory subunit 35. Gene Ontology annotation, biological process: negative regulation of phosphatase activity. NCBI's taxonomy places the organism in Eukaryota, Metazoa, Chordata, Actinopteri, Toxotidae. The record is from RefSeq and is a predicted model, not a curated record. Bases 11 to 967 code for a protein of 318 amino acids. The transcript has 6 exons. Gene Ontology annotation, molecular function: phosphatase binding.
GUGAGUCUGGAUGAGGAGGCGAAUUCAAAAGAGAAACACUGGGAUAAGAGAAACGUUUCUGUCACCCUCAGAGACACACAGAGAGGACCUGCCGCUGCAGAGGAGCGUUUCUCACCGGACUGCUUCAGUCAGAAUGAGGAGUUCUUCGUCCCUCCUCUCUCCCCCGCCCUCUCCUCACCCUGCCCCCCUCCCCCUUGCAUCCUCCUCCUCCUCCUCUCUGACUGGUUGUCCUGAACUCGACCUGUCCAUCACACUCAGCCCUGCCCCCAAGACUGGUCACUCACAGCUGAAACCCAACCCUCAAGGACAGACAAGAAAAAAGAGGGACAAACAGGUGUGUUUUGAAAAGCCGGCAGUCGUCACAGUAACACCGGAGCCUUACGUCACGCUUAGCCGAGAUUCCCCUCCUCAGCAGCCAAUCAGAGGUCAGACGAGGAGCAGAGAAUGUCACCAUGCCCCCAGACAGUCGGUGGAGCCUCCUGCUGCAGCGUCCAAUCACAUUGCAGGAUGUCUGGAGAGGGCGGAGCUAAACACCACUCUGGCUGUGAAGGCGGAGCUUCAGUCACUGCAGGGUGCAGAGUUUAACUCCCAGAAGGCCAUUCAGGAGACUCUGCGGAGGUCAGAGAGGACCAAGAACCUGAUCAACACCAGAGCUACUGAAGUUGUGAAUGUCUCUCGCUCUCAGCUUCUCUUCACCUCGCUGGUCAGUGUCAACGUCCAGAAGGAUCAGCUGAUCAACCAGAUGGUGCAGGAUAGGCUGGUGCCGCCCACGCGCCCCCGCUGCCUCGACAACAAGGCCGCAGAUGGACCCUCCGUGCUCCCCUUCAAGUCGUCUGAUCUGCUGAGACAGAACCCUCUCGCACCAGAGGAGGAGCCUUUCAGCUACAAGCCCCGCCCCUCACCACGUCCCGCCCACUGUGCCUUUGACCUCCACAGACGACAGAGACGGUGGGAGGCCAUGCACUGACGGAAACUAGGGAGACCUCUGAUUGGUUGGAGGUCCUGAGGUUCUUAUCAAACAGACUGUGAGAUGUGACUGAAGAAUAAUAAUUAUCUGAUCAGUUUUUAAAUGAUAGAGAUCUGUUUUUAUUCCUGUAAAGAGAGAGUAAAGUUUUAUUUUGUCUAAUAAAGUCUUUUCAAAAACCUUCA